Branchiostoma floridae (Florida lancelet) is the source of this 1116-nucleotide messenger RNA. RefSeq lists its product as uncharacterized. Lineage: Eukaryota; Metazoa; Chordata; Leptocardii; Amphioxiformes; Branchiostomatidae. The record is from RefSeq and is a predicted model, not a curated record. The transcript has 5 exons. Bases 30 to 995 code for a protein of 321 amino acids.
GAGCUGUAAUAUGAAAUAUUAAUGAAUUUAUGAAUAUUGAGAAGUGUGAAGUCUCGCGAGACUUGGGGAGGUCAACAGGUGUCACAACUUUCAGGUGUUUCAAAAUGGCGUCCACGGUUUCUGUGACAACGGACCAAGCCAAAACAAUAGCGGCUCAGCCGGCAGAAGAAGGUAAGAAGUCCCUGAUGAAGGUGCUAGGCUGGCAGCCGUACGAUCCAGAGGACGACAUGAGGCAGGACAUCUUACUGGACUACCUGUACGACAACUUCAUGUUCGCGGUGGGGAAAGGUUUCCCCUGGUCUCAGGCUGUGCUGUGCAUGGAGCUGGCUGCCCAGAUGCAGAAGGAGUGUCAAGGUCUUCCUCUAGUUGAAGCCAUCAAACACUACAGCACCAAGUCCCAGCCGUACGCACAGAGACUCGGUGACAGGAACUUCAAGAUGUUCACGGACCAGUUCUUCCAGUCGUACAUGCAGCACUACAGACUGUACCAGUACGUGUUUGGGAGGGACAGGGACGGUUGGGUGUCCCAGUACGAUCUAUUAGUGGAGCCUCCCCCAGAACCCAUGCUCUUCAAGGAAGGAAAAUCUUUCAAGCAGUGGGACUACGAGCGUCAGGUCGUUGAACUGCAGACGAUGGAGGCAGAGAGGAGGAAACUACGGGAGGCCCAGAAGCAGAGUUUGGAGGUUGAAGGGGACAAACUCGUCCAGGAAGCCUUCAGCAGGCUGGAGGGAAUAGAAGGCCCAGUGGAUAGAGAGACAUUAGCAAGUGUUGUGGGAGACAGCAUCACAGCGCAUGUGACAGUCACACGAGACAAGCUGAGGACAAGUAUUGAGGAGGUACAGGACAACCUGGAGUUCAAACUGGAGAAAAACAAGAUUCCCAAACCUCAGGGAGCAAAAACACCCACCCCACCUGUGUCAGGGAAGAGGCGCAAGUCACCUGACAGACCAAGCACACGAGGCUCAAGUACAUCUGCACGGGGGAAGAAGAAAUGAUAAAAUUUUAUCAUAUAAAUCAUAUUAAUGCUAGUUCACCUUUAUCCAUGGGGCAACCUACCUGCAUAUCUGUUUCUUUAAUACUGGGUAUUUAGGGAUAUUGCGUUAAAGUACGGUGGUU